GAGUUAUUCAUUACAAAAUUUAAUCAAACUUGAUAUUGAAUAUUCAAAAUAGCAUUUCCAUAAAAUCUGAUUUUUUUGUUGAAAUAUCAAUCAAUCAUUUAUUAAUAUGUACGCAUACGUAAUUACAUGAAAUAAAAUUUUAGAUUUAUCGAUUUAUCGAUUGUUCGUUCACAGCUCGUGAACGAAACGUAAACUUCAUUGUAGUAAACAGUGUUGAGAAACCACAUGGUUAACUUUACAUCGAUUUUAAAUUGUAUUAUUAAAUCAUCUGUAUUUUUCGAAAAUGUAUUCGAAAGACAACUAUGAUAUUUAUGUAGGUGGCAAAUCAGGCGUUUUCAAAGGUGUACAAAUAAACAAAGAACAAUGUGUAAUGCAAAACAUACAAAAUUUAGUAUCUAUAACACACAAUGACAGUGUCACAACAAUCUCAUGGGGUGAUGAUGUUGAAAAAGAAAUUUUGAUUGCCUGUGGGACGAAAGAAAUUAGGAGCGUAAAGGUCUAUGAUACCGAAUGUUCAACAUUUACUUGUUCAUUUUUCUGUAAUGUUGGUACAGGAAAAAUAAAUGGCAUAUCAAGAUACGAUGAAGCUAUUCUGACUGCAGUCGAGUCUGGAGAAGUAAAGCUAUGGCGAUUCGAUGACGAAGAUGGAGUUAUAAUAAAUGCUGGUAAAAAUUUAGAGAGAAUGCGUCACUCCAAAAUAAAUAAAAAUAUAAUAGCUACUGGUGGCAACGAGAAUAUAUUAAAAUUAUUCGAUUUAAAUAGACAAGAGAAAGUAUUCACAGCAAAACGUCUACCCAAUGAUUGGUUAAAUUUGCCAGUGGGUAUUUGGAUUUCUGAUAUUGAAUACCUUCCUGGCACAGAGCAAGUCGUCACAGUUGGCAAAUAUGGACAUGUACAAUUAUAUGACCCAAAAUCACAGAAAAGACCUGUUAUAAAUUUGGAAGUCAAAGAUGAAGCGUUCACAACUUUAGCUGUUACAUUGAGAGAAAAACAAAUUAUAGUAGGAUCUGGUAAAGGUAAAAUGAAUCUCGUAGAUUUGAGAAAACCAGCUAAAGUAUUGAAUACAUACAAAGGAUCUGUUGGUGCUGUAACUGGUAUAGCUUGCAGUACAACAGAACCUUAUCUUGUUAGUGUUAGUUUAGAUAGGUAUUUACGAAUACAUCAUAUGAAUACGAAGAAAUUAUUAAAAAAGAUUUAUUUAACUUCAAGGAUGUCAUGUAUGUUGCUGCGUUCAGAUUUUUCAUUGCCAGAAGGUACUUCGAUGACUAAAAAUGUUGAACAAAUAUGUAGCGAGAGAAAUAGUACAAACCAAUGUCUCCAGUUAUUUCAAGAAAAUAUGACUCUAAGAAAAGAAAAUCACAUUAAUAGUGAGUGUAAAUAAUUAUAAGAAGACAUUGAUGGUUUACGUGAGAGUAGAUCCAUGCAUAAGUCAUAAAUAAGAUUAGUUACUACAUUUUAUAAAUCCGAAAUCUUUCAAAUAAAUCAUAGAUGCAUAACUUGUAUGAAAGAAUGUAUAUAUAUACAUAUUAUUACUUUACCUGCAGAAUUCUUGAAAAAUAGGAUUGUCAACGAUUGUCUUACAUCAAAAACAGUUUGAAAAUUUUGCUCCAUAUAAUAAUCUUAAAAUAAAUUAAAUUUACGACGUAA
Messenger RNA from Megalopta genalis, 1647 nucleotides. Lineage: Eukaryota; Metazoa; Arthropoda; Insecta; Hymenoptera; Halictidae. The record is from RefSeq and is a predicted model, not a curated record.